Gadus chalcogrammus (walleye pollock) is the source of this 1350-nucleotide messenger RNA. RefSeq lists its product as uncharacterized. The transcript is spliced from 4 exons. The record is from RefSeq and is a predicted model, not a curated record. The coding region runs from base 1 to 1350 and encodes 449 amino acids. NCBI's taxonomy places the organism in Eukaryota, Metazoa, Chordata, Actinopteri, Gadiformes, Gadidae.
AUGGACAGGAUAUUAAAUGUUCUUGUUCGCUACUUUGAUGAAGACAUGGGGAAGGUUUUAACUCAGCACCUGGCCUCAAGAAAAGUCAACAUUGCAGAUGCCUCAACCCUCACACAAGAACUGACUGAUAUUCUUCAGUCCUACAGCCUGAACUGGGAUCAGAAGGAAAUUUUUUCAGAGUUUCAGUCCUUACUGCAUUUGGAAAAAAAGAGCCUGAUACGUCCUAUCAGCAGCAGGUUCCUGCAAAUGCUGGAAGUGUGCAACAGGGUGCGGGAGAUUAUGGACCCAUUGAUUGUGCAUUUCUACGGUUUCCUGUCCCCUCAGGAGCAACACAAACACAGAUGGCUCCUGAACCAGGUUCUUGACAAGCAUCAAGUGACACCCGAUGAGAGGGCCAGGAUCAUUCUUCUCCGACAGCAAAUGGCAAAAUCUGCAAGGACUGGAACAGUGUUCAACCAAAACCGGAAGAGACGCAUCUGUGUGCAGCUCUUCUCAGAGUUCGACAAGCUCACAGUCUUGAUAGAUCUUUACAGAGGUGUGCUUCCAACAUUCCAGGUGUUCCUGAAGAAGUUGCAACAUGAGAAACCCAUGCUCCAUGUGUUGCAUGCUGAGAUGGUGUUGCUGGUCAGGGAACUCCUCUCUAAAUUCAUGAAGCCUGAAGCCAUCUCCAUGAGGGUGAAUGAUUUGCUGAAGCUUGAUGUCCAGAACAGAGAGCUGCAGUACCCUGACAAAAAGUUGUCUGUGGGGAGAUACAGCUUCUUUGCCCUGAACAAGGCUAGAGUGGAGAAGAAGAUCUGGGUUCAGAACAUCUACAGCUCUCUCAGAAUAGGCUACAUCAAGGCAGCAACAUUCCUCCUGAAAAACCUUCCACUGAGGAAUCGCACCAUCACCUCUUUGUCUGCGCUGGCACCAUCAAUGAUUCUCGAGGAAUCUGUCCAAGGAGCAUUCAACACCCUAGCCAAAGCUUUGCCAAAUGUGGUUAAAUCAGAGGAGCUUGGUCAACUGGAUGAUGAGGUGCGAGCCUACCAGAUUGACUCAGAUCUUGGGGCACAGGCCAAGUGCUAUGAAGAAAAUACUUCACAAAUUGAUGUUGACUGGUGGAGUAAAAUACUUGCAAGCAAGACACCAGGAGGAGGGUUGAGAUUCCCUGUCUUGGGGAAGUUGGUAAAGGCUGUUCUGUCAUUGUUCACUGGCCCUCUUAUUGAAGGAUCAUUUAACAUCAUGGAUGACAUCAUUGAGAAUGAUAGGGUCAGGUUGAACAUUGAGACAUAUGAAGGCUUAGCCAUCAUCAAGUCCCACAUGAAGGCAACAGGGACAACAGCAUCCAAAAUGGAAAUUAGCCCUGCAUGA